This is a messenger RNA of Aureobasidium namibiae CBS 147.97, 795 nucleotides long. RefSeq lists its product as uncharacterized. The transcript is spliced from 3 exons. NCBI's taxonomy places the organism in Eukaryota, Fungi, Ascomycota, Dothideomycetes, Dothideales, Saccotheciaceae. The annotation marks the transcript as partial. The record is from RefSeq and is a predicted model, not a curated record.
CCACCAUCGCUAGAAUACGACUUGCGCCAGAGGAAGCGUAGUAUCUUCAUCUUCUGGUUCCUCAUUCUUUUCGACUCCAUCGUCAUGCCCUUGGCUCUCUACUUCGGUCUCUGGUACGGCACCGACCUCUCUCCGAAUACCGUCUUCUCCAUCGUCACAGCUGCUCUGGGAGGUAUCAGUAUCUUUGAGUACGUACUCCGCUUCUGGCAUCUGUGGAAGAAGGGCAGCACGUGUCGUGUCAUUGGUGGUCGUAGAUCAUAUCUCGAUUGGUUCCACUGGAACUUCAGUUUUGCGUGGGUCAUCAUCAUCGUUGAGCUCAUCGUUGGUACCAUUCCCGAGAAUCCACCUAUUCGUCUGCUAGCGAUGCCUUGUGCCUCUCUCAUGUUCGCAUUUGGCUCAGAGUUGAUCAUCCAGGAUGGCAUGCGUCUCCUCAAAAUCCCCUCACCAUUCCGUAUUUCUUCGAUGCCUGCUGGCUCCCAGCUCCGCCCUGGAAUCUACUGGAUCAUCGAGGAUAUCAUUGCAGUCGAUGGCGGCGGUAACAUUGAAUUCCGCGAGAGACUCAACACCAGAUACGAAGCCAGCCACUACUUCCGUCAAAUGCUUCACCGUCUGACUUUGUUCUGGGGUAUUGGUGGUGAGGUCGCAGCUGCUGUCAUCACUGCACUCAUCUUCUCCAUUCAAAAGGACGCUGCCUAUGUGGUCGGCUGGACCGUUCCUUUCAUCUGGGCUGGUGUCUGGACAUUGUGCACUUUCUGGUAUGCUAGACGCUGUCUCAAGCAUGAGGCCGAGCAGUGG